Messenger RNA from Striga hermonthica, 1455 nucleotides. NCBI's taxonomy places the organism in Eukaryota, Viridiplantae, Streptophyta, Magnoliopsida, Lamiales, Orobanchaceae. The record is from the annotation of a GenBank genome assembly.
AUGGAAAGCCCAAGCACGAGCUCGACCUCAUUCACCAUGGAGCCGAAAACUCCGGAACCGGAGCUUCUCAGCUCCUACCGCCGCCCCUCCUCCUCCCGGACAAUCUGCGGCGAUCGCUUUAUCCCCAGCCGCUCCUCCUCCAAUUUUGCCCUCUUCAAUCUCUCAACUUCAAGCUCGCAGGCCUCUUCUGACGAUUCGCACUCCGCUUACACUAACCUACUGAAGUCGGCCCUCUUUGGACCUGAAUCCGUCGCCGGGGUUAGUGGGUUUCAGCCAUUGACCCCGGAUAAAUCUUCUCCCGGAAGAAGAUUUGGCAGCCGGAGCAGCGACGGUGGUAUUUUGCAGAUUAGUCCUCCUAAUUGCAACAUAUUCAAGUACAAGACUGAGACCCGGAAAUCUAUGCAUUCUCUUUUGCCGUUUGAGUGCGAUGAUGAGCUCCCUGUGGUGUCUCGCAGCCCUGUUAAGGCGCCCCGAAAAGUUGCAAGGUCACCGUAUAAGGUUUUGGAUGCACCUGGGCUGCAAGACGAUUUUUAUCUUAAUCUUGUAGACUGGUCUUCACAUAAUGUGGUGGCUGUGGGGUUAAGCAACUGUGUCUAUCUGUGGCAUGCUUCUAACAGCAAGGUUUUGAAGUUGUGUGAUCUGGGAGGUGAUGACAGUGUCUGCUCAGUUAGCUGGUCACACCAUGGUACACAUCUUGCUGUCGGAACUCGUAACGGCAAACUCCAGUUAUGGGAUGCCUCCCGUUGCAAGAGGAUCAGAACUAUGGAGGGGCAUCGGCGCCGAGUCGGUGCCCUUGCCUGGAGUUCAUCCAUAUUGUCUUCGGGAAGCCUGGACAAAAGUAUUCUUCAUCGUGAUAUACGAGCACAAAAAGAUUACGUCAGCAAGUUAACCGGACACAAAUCAGAGGUUUGUGGAUUGAAGUGGUCCUGUGACAACCGAGAAUUAGCAUCUGGCGAAACUGACAACAAACUUUUCGUGUGGAACCAACAUUCGACUCAGCCUGUACUAAAGUACUGCGAACAUACUGCAGCUGUAAAAGCUAAUGCAUGGUCACCCCAUGUUCACGGACUCCUUGCUUCUGGAGGUGGCACUGCCGAUAGAUGCAUUCGUUUUUGGAAUACAACUACCGAUAAGCACUUGAGCUGUACGGAUACUGGAAGUCAGGUAUGCAAUAUCGUGUGGUCUAAGAAUGUCGAUGAACUAGUGAGCACACAUGGGUACUCCCAAAAUCAAACUAUAGUUUGGCAGUAUCCGAAUAUGUCAAAGUUGGCAACUCUGACUGGCCAUACAUACCGGGUAUUGUACCUUGCCAUUUCACCCGAUGGACAGAAAAUUGUAACAGGAGCAGGAGAUGAGACACUCAGGUUCUGGAAUGUCUUCCCAUCACCCAAAUCUAAGGUGCCCACUCCACUUUCAUCAUACUCCGAUAGUCAUUGCUUUGUCAAUGAAAAAUAA